GAAUCGAGCUCAGUCCCGAGUGAACUUUGAACCGAUACGGAACGCCAAAAAGUCGCGGCUGCUACGUUUCUCCGGUGGUGGUGGUUGUGGUAGUAGUGCCAUCCAAGAGAACGUUCCAAACCAGAAUGCAAUCCCGUUGUUAAUUGUUUCUGUGAGCAGAGCAAGUGUGUAUGUUUAGUGUGUCGAGACGAGAGCACUCGGCAUAAAUGAGGGGAAGGAGGGGUGAUUGCAGGAAAAUGUGAUGAACGUCAUCCGGGAGAAUAAGUCACUUUCCGGGUGCCUUAUCAGAAGGAUAGUGUUCAUCGGCAUGUGAUAUGGGAGAUGGAACAGCCCAAUUCCAAUGAAUCAGAGGGUGAUGUAUCGUGUUUGUCGGCAGUAUGUUAACGACUCAUUCACUCUGAUUUACGAUCAGUGACAGACGGAAGGGACCGGUUCCUGUAGUUCCCGAUGAACAGCACAUGUUGUUCCAACGUGACUCCGAUGGCAGUGUGAAGUGCAUACACCGAAGGUCACUUACCAGAUCCGCUUUUCGAGGGUUGGAUUUUGCAAAGCAAUCUAAUUGCACUUUGUCGACUCCUACCCUGUUUUAGAUGCGACCGUGUGUAAACCGGAAACAGAAACAAAGCUGAUCAAACAUUUGAUUCACCAGGAUAGCAGAAGAAAAAAAACAAGCAAACACAACCACAUUUAUAGCUGAUAAACGUGCAGAACGUGACAGUGCAUACGCGUUUACAUAAACCAGUGUAUUCGUUUAGUGGAUGACAGGAAAAAACAACAGCAUGGAGGCAGCUGAUUAAACGACCAGAUAACAGGACUGCCAGACGACACAGAUCUGCAUCAUCGGAGUGCUCCGUCGGCGUUUAUUGGAGUACGACUACCCACGCCGGCAGAGAAAAAAAAACAACAACAACAACCGGAAACAUAAAUCGACAAACAUGUCACUCACCGUGAGGAUCAACAAAUUCCAGCUGCCGAAGGCGAAAACCAACCUGCUCGGUCGAGUCGAGUUUCGAGGAGUUGCACACACGACCACCGAACUGAAUUGCAGCACCGAGUUUGUCGAUGUUAAUCAGAGCUUCAUCUGGCCACUGGCCCGGCCGGCCGACGAGGACGAAACGGUGAUCGUGGAACUGCGGCAGCAAACAACUAAAAUCCUGCUGAAAACCGGCAUCGGAGGAUCGGCGACGAGUCGCGGUGGCAGCCGGGGCACCAUCACCAGCAGCACGAAAAUCAUUGGCCGGUUCGUGCUGCUAAUGCAAGGUCUGAUGAAGGAAGGUCGAUUACACAUUCAGGAUCGGCUUGUGGACCUCUGCAACAAACCAAUCGACGCAUUCGUCAGUUUCGAUGUGUGCUAUCAGAGUCCCGACGACGAAGCAGGUAACUUCGAAUCGUCCCACGUGGUGAAAAGUCUGAACCAGCAGCGAUCCAACAGUAUCGACGACGAUCAGCAGAUGUUGCUAGACAUCGAGAAGAACAUCGCCAACCUGGAGAAAAGUAUGAAAGGAGAAAGCACAGCCGGUAGGAGUUCCCUUUCCGGUGCCGGAGCUGGACCCGACCAGGGAAGUAGUAGCAAGUCGAACAUUCUGAAACGGGUCAUGUCCUCCGGAUCGACGUCGCUGCAUGAGAAAAGCCAACCACCGGCCAAAUACGAUCGAGCUUCCUCGGACAAUGAGUCAUCUUCGAAACCGGUGCGAUCGAUUGCGGAGAAAAAGGUCACACUGAGGACGGUUCGGAAUUUUAUGAAGCUUGGCCGCUCUCGACAUCCGUCGAAAGAAAGUCGCGGUGAUAGCAGCACCGAAGACGAGGGACGAUCGUUGAUAACGGAUUCCGAGGAUGCCUUAAUAGGUCCAGUCAGCUCUGGAGCGCAGAGUAAUCGCACUCAUACGAACGAUCCGUCGCCGGCUGUAACCAGUCCCAGUACCGCCGGAGGAACCACUCAACCGGGCUACGAAAACCUCUCGCAAACGGGCAGUGUACAGUCAAGCGACGGGGAAGACAACACCAAUAACGAGAAAUUGAAAAAGAUCAAAAACCUAGCCAAAUGCAACGACCACCUCAAGUCACAGGACUUCCAAGUGUGCGUGACGAUCAUCGAAGCAAGGCAGCUACCAGGGUUGAACAUGGAUCCCGUGGUGUGCAUCCAAGUAGGCGACCAAAAAAAGUACACCAGUGUCAAAGAAAGCACCAACUGUCCCUACUACAACGAGUAUUUUGUGUUCGAUUUCCACAUGCCACCGGUGAUGCUGUUUGACAAGAUCAUAACACUAUCUGUGAUACACUCACGCAAAUUUAUGCGCUCCGGAACGGUGGUCGGAUCGUUCAAAAUCGACCUGAAAACGGUGUACGACGCUCCGGACCAUCAGUUCUACCACAAAUGGGCUCUGCUAACGGAUCCGGAGGAUUUAGUUUCCGGACCGAAGGGCUAUCUGAAGUGUGACGUCGGCAUCAUUGGCAAAGGCGAUACGGUGAAAGUUCCUCCGAAAUCGGAAAAAGAUCCCGAUGAUAUCGAGGCCAACCUCCUACUGCCGGAUGGAGUUCCCAUCGAACGACAGCGAGCCAAAUUCAUCGUCAAGAUCUACCGAGCCGAUGGUCUCCCACGGAUGAACUCGUCCAUCAUGGCAAACGUGAAACGAGCGUUCACCGGGGAAUCCAAGGAUCUUGUAGACCCGUACGUGCAGAUUUCUUUCGCCGGACUAUCCGGUAAAACAAGCGUCAAAAAAGCAUCCUACAACCCGGUCUGGAACGAACAACUUGUGUUCACCGAGAUGUUUCCACCGCUCUGUCAACGGAUCAAAAUUCAACUGAGAGAUGCAGACCCGAUGAAGCCUUCCAUCAUCGGAACGCACUACAUCGACUUGAAGCAGAUCUCCAACGAUGGGGAGAAGGGUUUCCUGCCGACGUACGGUCCUUCGUUUAUUCAUCUGUACGGAUCAACCCGAGACUACAAUCUGUUGGAUCAGAACUCUAAUCUCAACACCGGUCUCGGCGAAGGAGUUAGCUACCGGGCACGACUUCUGAUAGCUAUUCGAACCGAGAUCACCGAUAACAUCGAAAUGUUGGCCGACAAAAACGUGGAGCUAGAAACCACACUACCCAUCUCGGAGUCAUCGUACUGCAAAAGCGAUGACUUCUUUCUGUUCGGCAGUGUCCUGGAAGCGUCGAUGAUUGACAAAAAGGUUAGCGAUCGACCGGUUUACUUUGAGCUAAGCAUGGGCAACGCCGGUAAUUCGCUGGACGGACACAACGAAAGUGCGGCUUGUCUGAGCGAUGAAGACGAACUGGAAGCCGUGGAUACGACCUCGUACAGCAGUACUACAAGUGCCUCGAAGCCGAUCUCGCACGACAAAAAUCACUUCUUUCUGCCCUACUGGGACAACAAACCGUGCAUGGAUGUGCGCUGUUCAUUUCCGGAUCUGCGGAGACGGAUGUACAACAGCAACAUGAUCGCCAAAAUUACCGAACGGAUGGAGAUCGGGCUAGCGGAAACGAAUCUACUGAUCGAAGAUGAAGAUCCCACGGCUGAAGUGAAGUUGCGGGCAGUGCUGGAAGAGGUAGCCACCAGCUGUAACAAGUACGUGGCGAUAACGAAGGGCGCGCUGGUUGGUCCCGGCACGGGAAAGACGAAAUUGGACAAAGAACGGAUGAAGCUGUGUCUGCGGGAGGUGGAAUCGAUCGGCAACAUGUCUCGGAACCUGCGGGCUUUAGUAACCAAAAGCUCGAUGAAGGAACGCUACAAAACGGCUCACAGCUAUCUGAGCAAGCUUCGGUUUUUAGUGGAGGAUCCUCAGCACGCCCUUCCGGAUGUGUUCGUUUGGAUGAUUGCAAAUGGGAAACGGGUAGCGUAUCAUCGGGUAAGCGCUAGAGAUCUCAUCUACUCGACAACGGAAGAGGAAAACGGAAUAUAUUGCGCUAAAGUUCAGACGAUUUUUUUGAAAUUACCGGGCAAAUUAUCGGAGGGCCCGGCUGGUUGGCAGGUUCGAGCGAAGUUACACAUCUACCUCUGGUUGGGAGUGUUGAAACAUAAGAAAUUCUUCUUCUCUGGACUUCCCCGUGGUUACGAGCUAUCCUAUGAACUGAAGAAUGCCGACAAACCGAACGUUCCGGCACCUUUGGAUGUUCGAUAUGUGGAGAAGCACGUGUUCCAGAUGCGAGCCCAUGUCUAUCAAGCCCGGUCGUUGAUCGGUUCCGAUGCUUCCGGGUUGAGCGAUCCGUAUGCUACGGUUUACGUGACGGAGCUUUCCCGAACGACUCAGGUUAUCGAGGAAACACUGAGCCCCACCUGGGAUGAGCUGCUACUGUUCGAUGAAAUUGUGAUAUACGGAGCGAAGGACGAGAUCAAGAGGGAUCCACCGACGAUUGUUAUAGACAUCUACGAUCAGGAUAAAGUGGGAAAAUCCGAAUUCAUCGGUAGGGCAUUGGCCAAACCAAGAAUCAAACUGAAAGACAAUCACUACUCGAAUCCGGUUCUGGAAUGGUUCGAAAUUGUUCGAGGAUUGGACAACGCUGGUGAACUGCUAGCUGCGUUCGAAUUGCUCGAACUGGGUUCCGAUGAUAUUCCACGGUUGACGGAUCCGAAGUACAUUGCCACCGAGUUUCGUGGUGAUAAGAUGGCACCGUCAACGAUGACGAUUCUUCCGGUUCCGCGAGAGGUACGGCCGAAUCUCGCCCGCUUUCGGAUCGAAGUGUUGUUCUGGGGUUUGCGUGACGUAAAACGAGUUCAUUUUAUGACCGUGGAUAAGCCUAGAAUUGAUAUCGAGUGUUCCGGGAAAAUUCUGAAUUCCAGCAUAAUUCAGAAUGCGAAAAAGAAUCCAAAUUUUUCCAACAUGCUUAAGUUUCUUGACCUAGAACUUCCACUGGAAGAACGGUACGCACCGCCUAUCACGAUCCGUGCCGUUGAUUGCCGAUCAUUCGGACGAUAUACCCUGGUGGGAACCCAUCAGAUAACCUCCAUUCAUAAAUACAUGCACCGAGCUCCACCGAAAGACGAAACCCGACGCAUGAACCAGUGCGGCCAGAUAGUGCUAUCGAGACAAAACGACUUGAUGCCAAACAACACAACCUUACCGACUGACAGCGCCAUGAUGAAGUCCAUGUCCGGCGAUAGCCUCACGCUGUACGGUGCGGCUUGUGUUAGUAAAGUGGCUAAAGGUAAAAAGACGAAAAAGAAACUUGAACACGAGGACACCUUCGACACGGAUGACGACGACGAAUCGAGCAAAGACUGGUGGACCAAAUAUUUCCUUUCGUAUGAGAAACUGAUCGAAUCAUCCAAACCGUCAUCGAAUUUCCGAGGCUUGGAAAAUCAUGUGGCGACAGCCACCGUCGAAGGCGGAAAGAAACUCGGAGUCAAAACCUCAAAGUUUGUAUCUAAACUCAGUCCGAAAUCAACGCCGAAAAAGAUAGUUAAUCCGAACACGGCCACCUGUCAGAUCUAUCCGUGUGAACUGGAAACCCUUCCGGAAUACAACAAUUUCAAAGAAUGGUUGCUGGCUUUUCCCUUGUACCGUGGCAAGAAAACUGGUGACAGCACCGAGGACGAUAAUCGGAUUGUAGGUUUUUUCAAGGGUGCCAUCAAGGUGUACAAACUUCCGAUAGAGAAGGGCAUGGAACCGGCUUUCGCACCCACUCUUCCACUGAACGAUCCAAUUCACGUCCUGGUCAGGGUGUACGUUGUCAAGGCCACCGAUCUACACCCGAUGGACCUAAACGGUAAGGCCGAUCCGUACGUUGUGCUACAGCUGGGUAGCAAACGGGUUUCGGAUAAGGAGAACUACGUCAGUAAACAGCUGAAUCCGGUUUUCGGGAAAUGUUUCGAAAUCGAAGCAACCUUUCCGCAGGAUUCGAUGCUGACGGUGCAAAUUUAUGACUGGGAUUUGGUGGGAUCGGAUGAUUUGAUCGGUGAAACCAAGAUCGACCUGGAGAAUAGAUUCUACAGUAAACACCGGGCACUUUGUGGCAUCGCUGCACGUUACGAGGAUACGGGUUACAACCAAUGGCGCGAUCCGAUGAAACCAACGCAGAUUUUGACGAAACUAUGUAAGGAGAAUAAGCUGGAACCGCCUCAGUAUCUGCAGGAUCGGGUAACAAUCGGAAGGUAUUGUUUUAUGUUCACCAAUGAAGAAAUUCAAGCGUGGAACAGUCCCACGACAUGCAAGUUUCGGGAUGAACAUUUAGCCCUAGCAGUUUUGCACCGAUGGGAAGAGGUUCCUCGAGUUGGUUGUAAGAUCGUACCUGAACACAUCGAAUCCCGGUCGCUGUUCAGCUGCGACAAACCCGGAAUUGAACAGGGAAAACUAGAAAUGUGGGUGGACAUGUUCCCCAUGGAUAUGCCUUUGCCGGGUCCUCCCGUGGACAUUUCUCCUCGAAAACCGAAAUCUUACGAGUUGCGAAUCGUCAUCUGGAAUACGGACGAUGUUGUGCUGGAGGAUGACGCCUUUUUCACUGGCGAAAAAAUGUCAGAUAUCUACGUAAAAGGAUGGUUGACCGGUCCUCAGGAUAUUCAGUCCACAGACAUUCAUUACCGUUCGCUGACCGGCGAAGGCAAUUUCAACUGGCGAUUUAUCUAUCCCUUCGAUUAUUUAGCGGCCGAGGAACGGAUUGUGCUCUCCCGUAAGGAGUCACUCUUCAGUUGGGAUGAAACCGAGGUGAAAAUUCCCGCCCGUCUUGAACUGCAAGUCUGGGACGCGGAUCAUUUUUCGGCGGAUGAUUUUCUGGGGGCCAUUUCGCUGAACCUGAAUCGCUUCCCACGGGGAGCCAAAUCAUCCAAACUGUGCACCCUGGAUAUGCUGAAAACCGAAAACGUACCGAUGGUGAACAUCUUCAAGCAGAAGCGCGUCCGCGGCUGGUGGCCAUUCUUCAUCAAGAAGGAGAACGACGAGAUGGAACUGACCGGUAAGGUGGAGGCGGAAAUCCAUCUGCUGACGAAGGAGGAAGCGGAGAAAAACCCUGCCGGGUACGGCCGGAACGAACCGGAUCCACUGGAGAAGCCUAACCGACCGGACGCAUCGUUCAUGUGGUUCCUGAAUCCGCUCAAGUCCAUCCGGUACAUCGUCUGGCACAACUACAAGUGGCGUAUCAUCAAGGGUCUCAUCAUCAUCGGACUGGCGAUCCUGUUGCUGCUGUUUUUCUACGCCAUUCCGGGUUACUCGGUGAAGAAAAUGCUCGGAGCGUAAUCAUCGGUUGGUUUCCAUUCGAAUUUGCAUAAGACUGUGGCUUUUUAUUUGCAAACUGUGGGUGGAUCCUCCGCAGAUGUACAGACUCUUCAAACAGAAUCCUUUUUUUUCUCCUGCGAAAAAAAAACAACAUAGUAAUAGAAGUGAUUGACAUCGAAUCGAUUUGCAUAUCAGUAUUAGACCACCAAGAAAGGAAGAUUUUGAACUAGUAGUUUUGAACUUUGGAAUCUAAUCGCUCUAACAAACAACCAAUUGAUUGUAGUAUGAAUCCAGUUAUAUCAUGUAAAUAUCGAGUAUCGAAUGCUAUUUGCAAAUAUUUAUUCAGAUAUUCUCUUCAUCUACAGAACAGCAGUCCGAUUUCUAAAAUAUCACAAUCAAAAAUAUUUAUUAGAAACUCUAACAAAACUAGGGAAGGAAAAUCAUCAUGAAAUAUCAGAGAUUUUCUAUACCGGUAUUCAAACUAUGAACGGAUCUUUUAUUGUAGUUAGAAAAAAUUGUACAAAA
Messenger RNA from Malaya genurostris, 7676 nucleotides. RefSeq names its product otoferlin-like. The transcript is spliced from 19 exons. NCBI's taxonomy places the organism in Eukaryota, Metazoa, Arthropoda, Insecta, Diptera, Culicidae. The record is from RefSeq and is a predicted model, not a curated record. Gene Ontology annotation, biological process: plasma membrane organization. The coding region runs from base 936 to 7172 and encodes 2078 amino acids. Gene Ontology annotation, cellular component: membrane.